AUGGAGGCUGAGCUCUACUUUUCCGCCUACGAUGCCCUACAUGAGGGCAAUUCCGCUGUACGGCGUCUUGAACUUCGUCUGCAAAACGUCUCCAGCAUUGGGAAGAUUGUCUGGUCUUCGUUUGAUUUUAUGUGUGGACCUGAGAUGAAAUUUGUCUGGGAGGUCACAUCGUCAUCAUCGGUGUCACCUGUGAAUCUCAGUGGAGAGGAAGGUUCGGUGAACGAUGCUGAAAGCCUUGAUUCUUCCAUGUCCACACAAUCUGCUCAGUAUGAGGACAUUGAUGAUCCACUAGAGGUGAUGAUAAACUGGCACUAG
Cooperia oncophora is the source of this 315-nucleotide messenger RNA. The record is from the annotation of a GenBank genome assembly. NCBI's taxonomy places the organism in Eukaryota, Metazoa, Nematoda, Chromadorea, Rhabditida, Trichostrongylidae.